Molecule: messenger RNA, 2912 nt
Organism: Topomyia yanbarensis
Lineage: Eukaryota; Metazoa; Arthropoda; Insecta; Diptera; Culicidae
Exons: 4
Coding region: 36-2912 (958 amino acids)
Source: RefSeq, a predicted model, not a curated record
CUGUAAUUCUUCCUCUUUGGUUUAGUCUAGUUCACAUGCGUCACAAUUUCGUUGUAAUUUUCCAAAGCAGUUAUUUUGAUCUCAUUUACUUUUCAGUUUGUGAAUAUACAAAGGAAUCGUUUAAAACCGUAGCCAAGGACCAGCUGGAGGCUGAUUUUUUAAGGGCAGGAUACCGGUGUAAUAUCCACGAACUAUUCCAAAGGAUUGUAAGCUGGCGUCAAUCAAAGGGAUUGAAUCUGUUCAAUUUUGAAACAGUAAAAUUUGAACACCACUGGCAGGAUAGCCAAUCGGAUGAGAAUGUUGACACUGACCGGAUGCCGCUUGACAGUCUAGAAGUUGGUGAAUCGAAUUCUUCUGGCGAGGGCACCAAGCACCAAUCAGUUUUCCCAGAUUCCCAGAUCACUGCAGAACAAUCUGCAACCAACGAAUCUACCGGAUUUCAAUUAUCAGGUGCUCAUCUUCCCAGUCAGAUUUUCCUUUCAAGUGUGAAGCUAAAUUCACCUUUCGGGGAAGUAUCCAAAAUAGUUCCAAUUAUUUUGCCCUCGGAUCUGCGACGUUUACAAUGCAGUAAACUAAACGCACUAAAUGCACCUACCAAUGUUGUCUGCUCUGAGAUCGAGUCGGAUGAGCUCCCAUUAUCAAGGGUAGAUACCCAGUCGCUCACAGAAGUAUUAUCAACACUACGCCGCUUACAACAGUUGGGCCAAACGUCUAGUGGUGUCUUGGAGGACCAACUCAAGGGUUCUGCGGUAUCUGUGACCGAAACGCAAACCAAUUUGGAUCAAUUAAACGUUUUUCAGAAAGCUCACGACGACGGUUCAACGGAAACGAUUUUCAAUUUCGAGUUUGAAUCGUCUAGAGAACAUACUGCAGAGCAGCUUCAAUCGAAAGCAUCGAACGCGAGCGGUUCCACGAACAUUGCUACCGGAUCGAAACUGCCUUGUGUUGCUCAACGUACUGCUGAACAACUGCAAUCGGUCAUCCUCCAGGAGGACCAGAGUACCUACGCAGGAUCAAUUCGGCCACACCAUGAGAUAUUGGUUUUGGAGCAGAAGGAUAAUUCAGAGCUGGAGCAUGACACAUCGGUGCUAGAAGUUUCAACUCCUGGUAUUUCUACUAAUCAACUUACAGCUUCUCAGUACACCGAACAUGUUGCGGAGGUUUCGGAUUUUGCAGAAUUUUUUGGACCCAACAAGUUACGUUCGCUGUUGGAAGGAACAGUAACCGGAAAAGAACUAAUAAAUCGUGCACAUCAAGGACCGUUAUCAAAUCAGAGUCAAGCAGAACUGAUUUCGAUACUUUCUGAGUACCACAUUAGCACGAAAGGAAAAGUAACUGAGGAAAUUCUUAAAAUUUAUACUUUAGCCAUAACAUUGCUAUUCAAACACGAAAAAAAGGUAUGUUAUUGUUUUGAUUAUACAACGCAACCCGAAUCAAAUGCCAAAAGGUUUACUUUGAUAACAGGUUUGUUCCAGUACACGCUUCUUGCUUCCAGUUGCUCUGAAGCGCUUCUAAGCAAACAGGAGAAGCAAAAGUUUGUUCCUUUUUACUUCGGUUUUCUACCUGAAGAAAAAAGAGAAGACUGUGACGAAAAACUGGCUACAGUUAUUGGUUAUAUCAAUCAUCUAAUGCUCUUUCAUCGCGUGCCUAAAGAAUAUCACUUUAUAUGUACAUACGGCACGUGUAUACAAAAAACAACAUCCUGGUAUAUCUUCAAGCGCCAUCUAUAUACCCACAAACCAUCUAAUAAAUUUCACGUGCAUCACGAAGCCGAGGAAUCUUCGCAGACGAUUCAGCCAAUGUUGACAACAACAAGUGCAGCGAUGCUGCGCACAACAGCAAAUAUGAUUACCGAACAAACAAGUCAACUUUCUAGAAAUCUGAACCAUCUCCAAGAAUCUUCAUUAUCUUUCACUUUAGAUUUACAUAGCAGCGCUAACUUAACUAGACGUGAUGUUAGACACAUUCAGAAAUGUGUGAACAAUUUGAAUGAGAAGAUAGCACAAGAUAUUAAUGAACUUCAGCUUAAAAUAACCGAUCCACAGAUUGAGUUCGAACUUCAUACAUAUCUAACCAAAAUGAAAUCGUUGUUUAAUUUUGUUGGUACAGACCAUAAACUUUUUAUGUAUUUGACGGAAAACAAUUUGUUUCGUAUGCCAACUGUUGUUUCGUUACAAAGAGAACAAAUUUCAAUACACUCCAAAGAUAUUACUCUAGAAGAAACUUACGAUGAGAGUGAAAAUAAUUUAGUUGUAAUGGAUGUCGAAUUCCAAAUACGAUCAUUUUUUAACACAGAUAAUGUUCUUACUCAAACAAUAGAAAAUACUAUUAAUUUAGAACAAACGGAAGGCAUUACCAGUAUCGUUAGUGGAAACGUGUGGAAACAGAUAAAACUAAAGUAUAAAAAUGAUGUACAAAUACCAAUUUCACUAUACGCAGAUGAAUUCGAAAUUAAUGACCCGCUAGGUGCCCAUAACAAAAAACACGCUGUGUGUGGCUUAUAUUAUUCAUUCCCCACAAUACCAGAUGAAUUUACUUCAAAAUUAUGUAAUAUUUUCGUAUGUGGAGCAAUUAAGAAAAGAGAUAUAAGCCAAGCUGGAGUCCAUUCCCUUUUGCGACAUCUUGUAAACGUUUUCAAAAACGUAGAGGAAACCGCUUUUGACUUCACAAAUAAGGGUAUUAUAAAACCAGUUAGGUUUAUAGUAACUAUUUUCCAAGGAGACAAUCUUGGUGUGCACCAGUUUUUCGGGUUUUUGACAUUCAGCGCUAAUUUUUACUGCAGAAUUUGUCGUCGUCAUAAAGACUAUUUGCAAACCGAUUGCGAAGAGAUAAACGAUUGCCUACGCAAUGAAGAUAAUUAUGACUCUGACGUCGCUUUGAAUAAUCCAUCUGAAACUGGAAUUAAACAUUAG